AGAGUUAUUGUAUAUGACGCACCUUUGUAAACUUCAGCAAAAGAAAAGGGAAAAAAAAAAAAAAAAGAAAACAAAAAUGGACCAAAAAUAUUAUAAUAUAAAUAAUAUCUAGAUUCUAGAUCUACUACAGUCUAGAUCUAAUCAAAAUUUAGACUGAUGCAGAUCUAGACAGUAACAAGUACCUCAACUUCUAGAUCUAGUAUCAUCUAGAUAUAGAAUCUAGAAUUCAUACACGUUACACGCUAAGCUGCAUCUAGUACAGGUCAUUGUUUUAGUACUUAUACGAAGAGAAUUAUAAUAGAACUUGCAAGAACAUUUAAAAACAUGUUGGAGUUUGAGAAUCAAAUAUUUCUGGAUACUUUCCAAGAAGAUGGUUUGCUGAUAAUGUCAAGAGGUCUUGGUAUCAAUCGCAUAUUUGCAGAAUUUUUGAAAGUGUACUGUGACCCUGCCAGUUUAGUCCUAGUUUUAAAUACAACACCUGCAGAUGAGUCAUAUUUCACAGAGCUUCUUGAAAAGCAAGGAAUCUCAAAUCCUCCUAAAAUAAUCACCAAUGAAAUCAGUGCUUCAGAAAGGCAGUUAACAUAUGCCCAAGGUGGUGUUUUGUUUAUAACAUCCAGAAUUUUGGUAGUUGACCUUUUGACUGACCGAGUUCCGGUCGAACAUGUCACUGGCAUCAUGGCCUAUAAAGCUCACAAAAUUAUUGAGUCCUGUCAGGAGGCAUUCAUUUUACGGCUGUAUAGGCAGAAAAACAAGACUGGUUUCAUCAAAGCCUUUACAGAUAACCCUGAGGCUUUCACUAGUGGGUUUUGUCAUGUAGAAAGAAUGAUGAAAAACCUGCAUGUCAAAAAACUGUUCCUUUGGCCAAGGUUCCAUGCAAGUGUUGUGUCUUCGUUAAAGAAACACAAGAUAGAUGUUGUGGAGGUCCAUCAGACAAUGACUCCUGCAAUGACAGCCUGCCAGACAUCUUUGUUGGAUCUGAUCAAUGCCUGCAUCACUGAGCUCAAACGCUCCAAUCCAAGCAUUGACACAGAUGAAAUAACAGUUGAAAAUGCCUUAUCAAAAUCAUUUGAAACUAUUAUUAGACUCCAGCUGGAGCCAGUGUGGCAUCAGCUUAGUGCUAGGACUCGACAACUCGUUGCUGAUCUUAAAACACUCCGGCUAAUUUUAAGGCACCUGACUCAAUAUGAUGCUGUUACUUUCUUCAGUUUAGUUCAGUCUAUAAGGACUAGUGAAAAACUUUUUGGCCAAAAUACAGGCUGGCUGUUUCUAGAUGCUGCUGAUAGUUUAUAUAUGCAAGCCAAACUCAGAGUAUAUGGGAAUGUGCAAUGCUCAAAAUCUUCCAGUAAAACUAAAGAGGACAAUAAUGGUCAAGAGAAUUCAGAUGAAGAUGAAGAGACCACCAAUGGCCUUGAACUUUGCCCCAAAUGGCAAGCACUGAGUGAGAUCUUGGAAGAAAUAAAACAAGAGGAAGAUGAUUGUGUUGAGAUAUCUCCCCCUGGUCCCAGUUCAGCGAGUGAUCUUCCAAAACCAGACGCUCGCAUUCUAAUUUGUGCUGAGGAUGACCGCACCUGCAAUCAAAUUAAGGAGUAUUUGUGUGAAGGAGGAGAGGGGCUUAUGAAUAAAUUAUUUCAAAAGUAUCUGGCACUAAGGGCUGGCACCAAGCAGCAGAAACCCAAUGUUGAAAUAGUGAAGAACAAAGAGGAUAAAAAAAGCUCAAAAGUUACCAAGGAAGAUCCUGUCAGUCUGACCUUGACCCAGAUGUUGAAAAACUCCAACGUGGAAGAUGCUGGUAAUGACAAGAAUGGAAUUGAACCAUUAGCCACAUCUAAAGAUAUUUAUUUUAGCAUGGUUUUAUCAGCCAUGACCAUUAUCCAUCCACUACAUGGGUGUUCUGACCCCCAUGGCAUGAGUCGCACCCUGGAAGAGAUCCAGCCCAAAUAUGUCAUUCUUUAUGACCCAGAGAUAAGUGUGGUCAGGCAGCUAGAGGUGUACAAAGCUUCUAGACCCAGUCAACAACUCAGGGUAUACUUUAUGAUGUACAAGGAGUCUGUGGAGGAACAAAGGUACUUGACAAUGUUACGCAAAGAAAAGGAAUCAUUUGAGUAUCUUAUUAGAGAGAAAGCUACAAUGGUAAUAUCAGAAGAACAAGAUGGUAAAAGUGAAGAUACUUUGGUGCGUGACCGAGGACAGAAAGCUUCCAGCUCAAGGUCAGGAGGCAUUGAGCCUCAGCAGACACAGAAGAUCAUUGUUGACAUGAGAGAAUUCAGAAGUGAGCUACCAUCACUGAUACACCGCAGAGGUAUUGAAAUAGAACCAGUCACACUAGAGGUUGGAGAUUACAUCUUGACCCCUGACAUCUGUGUGGAAAGGAAAAGUGUCAGUGAUCUCAUUGGUUCGCUGAACAAUGGGCGCCUGUAUCAGCAGGCUUUAUCAAUGUGCAGAUUUUACAAGAAACCCAUGGUCCUGAUAGAGUUUGAUACCAACAAACCUUUUGCUUUACAGGUGAAAUCAUCUGUCAGCGGGGAUGUGUCACUAAAUGACAUUACAACCAAACUGGCUAUCUUGACCAUGCAGUUUCCUAAACUUCGUCUUUUGUGGUGUCCUUCACCAUAUGCAUCGUCUGAACUUUUUGAAGAGCUCAAAGAAGGAAGACCUCAGCCCAAUGCAGAAGUAGCCAUGACAGUUACUGCAGUAUCUUCAGAAAUGCCAGACUGGACUGACAGAUACAGUCAUGGUCCACAGGACUUUGUUCUCCGAAUGCCUGGCAUCAACUCUAAGAACUAUCAAUCCAUACUGAACAAGUUCAAAAACCUUUAUGAAGUCUCACAGGCCAGUCUGGAACAGCUGACACAAGCUUUAGGAAGUUCUGUUCAUGCUCAGCAACUCUAUGACUUCAUGCAUAAGGAGCAGCGGGUUGCCAUAGAGACAGGGGCUGCUGGGAACAGCAAGAAAAAUUGGAAAGGAAAAGGCAAAGAGUUUAACAGUAAAAAAAAGGGAGUUAAGAGAAAGAAAUAAGGGAACUGAAUUGUCUUCUCUUUGAUGUAUGUAUGUUUUGUUGUACAUGUUUCGGGUGUUCCUUCAGAAUAUAAGAUCAUGACAACCUAGACCAAACCUCCCGCAGGUCGUUGGGCAAGGUUUGAACACAGGGCCUUCAAGAUGACAGCCCAGAGGGAUGACCACACAAUAAUUACCAUAGGAUUUAAGUGGGAUUGUGUGUGAGGGUGUUAGUAAAAUGUAAGUAAACGCACUGUAAAACCAGUAUGUUUGAUCUAUGGCCUCCGUCAGUUUCCCAGCAACUAGAGUUUGUCUCAUGAAAAUAAGAUGAAGUCUGGGCAUAAGCUUUGGAUGGAAUGAUAUCACCCGUUCAUCUCCACGCAGCUGAUUUGUCUAAAGAAACUAUACAGUUUGGGGCCAUUGUCAUCUCAGGCUCUACCAGAGUGUAGCACUGUGUGCUGCAAGCUGCCUAAGGGUCACGCUCCCCUGAUUUUUCUUUGGGGAUGGUUCCCCAAGCCUUUCCCAUGUUUGGGUCUAGCUGCAAUAAAUAAAUUGUUCAUUUAUAUAUCCUAUACUAGGACUUAUGAAAUAAUUCUACAGAACCUAAAUAGUGUACCCAUGAAUAAAUUAUGCAAUUUAUUGUUUAAUGUUAAUAUGUUUAAAAUUGUCACUUUAUAUUUGCCAGUGCAUCAGAAUGUAAUGAAAACUUAUGACACUGGAGAGUUACACUAUUGUGACAUAUAUAAUGUAUUCCUAUAUUGUCAAGAAUUGUACAUAUCAUAUUAUGUUAUUUCGAUAUAAAAAUAUUGAUGUAUUCAGGCUUUGUUAUUAACAACAAAUUU
Biomphalaria glabrata is the source of this 3836-nucleotide messenger RNA. Its product is annotated as DNA repair endonuclease XPF-like. Gene Ontology annotation, biological process: double-strand break repair via homologous recombination; nucleotide-excision repair involved in interstrand cross-link repair; resolution of meiotic recombination intermediates. The transcript is spliced from 23 exons. The coding region runs from base 325 to 3015 and encodes 896 amino acids. NCBI's taxonomy places the organism in Eukaryota, Metazoa, Mollusca, Gastropoda, Planorbidae. Gene Ontology annotation, cellular component: nucleotide-excision repair factor 1 complex. Gene Ontology annotation, molecular function: single-stranded DNA endonuclease activity; single-stranded DNA binding; damaged DNA binding. The record is from RefSeq and is a predicted model, not a curated record.